This is a messenger RNA of Misgurnus anguillicaudatus (oriental weatherfish), 1453 nucleotides long. Lineage: Eukaryota; Metazoa; Chordata; Actinopteri; Cypriniformes; Cobitidae. The record is from RefSeq and is a predicted model, not a curated record.
ACACAGCGGACGCUGGAAACAAACAGCAGAUUCGAGCAAGAGAGACGACUAUAGAUCUACAUCUACUGAGAUGGAGAAAAUUCUCCCACUAAAGAUAUUGGCAGUUUUGGCUCUUGUUCUGCUGGGGUCCAGUGUGAAUGAAGGACGGAUUGUGACUAAAUGUGAGCUGAAGGCUCAGCUGGACGCAGCUUUUGGAGUAAAUAUGACCGCAAACAUCAUUCAAAAUAUGACCGGAUGCAAUACGACUCGGGACCUCGUCGCCAAACUUGUCUGUUCUGUGAAUCGAACUUCAAGGUUCAACACCAGCGUUAUCACCACCAUCCAGAUAUCAAAUCCAGAGCAUCCACUCCCAAAACCAAUUGAAUCAAAUGUGACCCGUCCAGGUGGAAGACCUGCUCCAUCAAAUGUGACCCGUCCAGGUGGAAAACCUGCUCCAUCAAAUGUGAGCAAACCCGGUGGAAAACCUGCUCCAUCAAAUGUGAGCAAACCCGGUGGAAAACCUGCUCCAUCAAAUGUGAACAAACCAGGUGGAAAACCUGCUCCAUCAAAUGUGAGCCACUCAGGUGGAAAACCUGCUCCAUCAAAUGUGAGCCAUCCAGAUGGAAAACCUGCUCCAUCAAAUGUGAGCCAUCCAGGUGGAAAACCUGCUCCAUCAAAUGUGAGCCAUCCAGAUGGAAAACCUGCUCCAUCAAAUGUGAGCCACUCAGGUGGAAAACCUGCUCCAUCAAAUGUGAGCCACUCAGGUGGAAAACCUGCUCCAUCAAAUGUGAGCCACUCAGGUGGAAAACCUGCUCCAUCAAAUGUGAGCCACUCAGGUGGAAAACCUGCUCCAUCAAAUGUGAGCCACUCAGGUGGAAAACCUGCUCCAUCAAAUGUGAGCCAUCCAGAUGGAAAACCUGCUCCAUCAAAUGUGAGCCACUUAGGCGGAAAACCUGCUCCAUCAAAUGUGAGCCACUCAGGUGGAAAACCUGCUCCAUCAAAUGUGAGCCAUUCAGGUGGAAAACCUGCUCCAUCAAAUGUGAGCCACUCAGGUGGAAAACCAAGGGGAAGAAGAUCUCCUUCCCUGAUACAAGGAGGUGUUUCACCUAAUGUGUUUCACCUGUUGGGAAUCUUCCAGCUGAACGACCGCGUGGCCUGCGAUUCUGGAUCAAACCAAAGUCUGAACAUCUGCCGCAUGAGUUGCAGUGCUCUGACCGAUGAUGACAUCAAGGACGAUGUUGGCUGUCUGAAGACCCUGAUCACAAAAAUAAGCAAUCACAUAAAUGAUGCUCCAGGCUCCCAUCUUCUUCCAGAAAAGAUGGACUUCUCAUUCGCGGAGGAGUGUCACUCCGUGGUUUCCUCAAGAUACUUUGCUGACUGUGCCUAAAAUGUUCAGCACCCCAUAUAGAUGUAACAAUCCAGUCAUUUUUAUCUAACGUGUUACUGUACAAUGUAAUAAAAUGCAGCAUAAAAA